Molecule: messenger RNA, 1680 nt
Organism: Paramormyrops kingsleyae
Lineage: Eukaryota; Metazoa; Chordata; Actinopteri; Osteoglossiformes; Mormyridae
Source: RefSeq, a predicted model, not a curated record
CAUGCUGGUUUUGCACACUCACGCACAUAUCACAACGUGCAAGAGACAUACAUUCACACGGAUGCACAAAAGGCAUGUUUCCUCUCGUGUCUUAAUGUGAUUUCUCAUCUAAUUUUUCGAGUCCUCUCCCUAAAGAUCCAUGAAUGGUACAUGCUAUGCUGAAAAAAAAAUGCAGUAGACCCCCUUCAGGCUUCUUGGAACAUUCCACUGACCACAGAAGGAGGGGUGCGGUGUGUGUACCAAGACACAGCGAGGCACUGUACGAGAACGGCGGCACACCAGACUCGGCUGAAUAAUACAGCAUCUACAUCGUCUGUGAGGGGUGGGGUACGGCUUAGCUAAAAUCUCAGAGAGAGAGCGACAGAGGGAGGAAGAGAGAGAAGAGGAGGGAGAGACCACACCAGGAAAAGAAAACAUCAAGGGAUGAAAGGAGACACCCCAGUGAAUAGCACCAUGAGCGUCGGACAGGCCAGGAAGCUGGUGGAGCAGCUGAAGAUCGAAGCCAGCAUGUGCCGGAUCAAGGUGUCCAAAGCAGCAGCAGAUCUGAUGACGUACUGUGAUGCCCACGCCUGCGAGGACCCUCUGAUCACCCCCGUGCCAACUUCAGAAAACCCCUUCAGGGAGAAGAAGUUCUUCUGUGCUCUCCUUUAAAGGGAGAGAGAGAGUGGGAGGGAGGGAGGCUACAGCAGAUACAGUCAGAUACACACAUCUUGCAAACUCACACAAACAUGCCAGAGAUGACAACAUGACCUGGUGGCAUUUCCAUGCGCAUCUUCAAUGUCCUCCAAACAUCAGGAAACAGUUUUCAAAUACAGUGUAUUUAUUAAAGGUAUAUUGGAAUGUCUGUAGUCUAACCUCUAUUGCAAAUAUAUAUAUAUAUAUAUAUAUAUGUUGACAUUUGUUACAAGCAAGCAGUUACAUCAGCUCUGUGAUACUAGCAAAUCUCUCCAUCUCCAAACACACCCGAUGGAAAAAAAAAACUCUUGAUAAUUCUACAGAUGAAUAAAAUAAGAAUGUGUAUAAGUGAUCAGAAAUAGAAAUAAAUGAGAAAAAUAAUUUUUUUAAAGUAACCGUGUAAGGCAUCAGAAAUAGUUUGCAAUUAUUUACAACCAAUAUUUGUAUUAUGCACAAAUGACUUUUGCUAAGUUUUUUAUUGCUAUUUUUUUCAGUUACAGUAUGCCGGCAGUUCUGCAUGUUUGUGCUAUUUUGUUGUGGUUAAAAAAAACAUUGUGUCAAAAUUCAAGGUUUUUGGACUUGAAAUGGAGAUAAAGACCAAGGGGAAAAAAGCACAACAGCUUUGGGUAUACAAGACAAUUCUAGAAUUACACACACCGAUACAACAUUGUAAUUGAUGCAUUAACCAUUUCUCUGCCACACAAAAGGUUUUCACCUGGUAUCGUGACUGGGGAUUUGCUUGUGGAAGGAUGACGUGAAUUGUGUCAUUACCGUACGAUGCUGUUUAUUUUGACAGAACUAUCUGAGGGAAGCAUCCAUGUCUCUCAGGGACUACAGGUACCAUCGAGUUGUCAUCAUGAUUAGUUUUACUCUAUAGGGCCUGUCACUGUAUUUAUACGUUUCCACCAUACGUGCAGGAAAAAUUUUGAAUAUUUAAACGUUAGCGCGUGUGUAGAUAAACGGAUGGCACCAUGGCACUUCGUAAUAAAGUCCUUUCACUAUUAA